AUGACGUAUCCACAACGAUUUAGAAGAGAUCUUCCCAUGCCUGUUCUACUGCUUUCCAAAAUUCCUCUUUAUUUUGGGGUCAAAAAUAUCUUGGAUUUAGUUUCUUUACUAUCCCUGCCCAUACAUAUAAGUAUUUUGUAUAGGAUUAAGGUCCGGAAUUCUUGCAAAACUCGGACAAAAGACAAAUACCGCGUCGUCUACACCGACCACCAGCGAGUAGAACUGGAAAAAGAAUUCUACUACAGCAGAUACAUCACCAUCAGGCGAAAAGCAGAACUCGCAAGCAAUCUCGGACUAUCAGAACGCCAGGUAAAAAUCUGGUUUCAAAAUCGCCGUGCUAAGGAGCGCAAACAGGUGAAAAAACGGGAAGAGUUCACCCAAAAAGACAAUUCGAUGACCAUGGGACAUAUGACACAGCAACAGAUCAUCCACAGUAACCCGACGCAAAUCGGACAGAACAUUAUGACGUCGCAGAUCAUGUGA
Molecule: messenger RNA, 483 nt
Organism: Zophobas morio
Lineage: Eukaryota; Metazoa; Arthropoda; Insecta; Coleoptera; Tenebrionidae
Product: homeobox protein CDX-1-like
Exons: 3
Coding region: 1-483 (160 amino acids)
Biological process (GO): embryo development; anterior/posterior axis specification; animal organ morphogenesis
Cellular component (GO): nucleus
Molecular function (GO): DNA-binding transcription factor activity, RNA polymerase II-specific; RNA polymerase II transcription regulatory region sequence-specific DNA binding
Source: RefSeq, a predicted model, not a curated record